This is a messenger RNA of Paramecium sonneborni, 1050 nucleotides long. The record is from the annotation of a GenBank genome assembly. Lineage: Eukaryota; Ciliophora; Oligohymenophorea; Peniculida; Parameciidae.
AUGUCUAAGAAAGAAGCUAAGAAACAACCAAAACAACAGGAAGAAUCUAAAUCUAAAAUCAAUUUUGAAGAACUCAUUAUGAAUAAUCUAUCAGGAUUUAAAAUGGUUUAAGAUAAUAGUGGAUAUCAUUUCACUAUCUUGAAUUUAAAUCAAAAAAAUGUAGAUGUUUUGACUCAAACCUUUGGAAAUUAUAAAUAUAUUGAAUCAAUAGAUCUAAGUGGCAAUAAUAUUACUGAAAUUGUGCAACGUAUUCUUUUUACUAUCUAGUUUCAUAACUGCCGUUCUUGAUUAGAUUAAAUGUUGAAGGUAACAAUAUUAAGGAUUUGAAAUCACUUGCUAAUGAAGAAGCAUUCAAAUCUCUUAAAUAUCUUAAUGCUGCUUCAAAUAAACUAGUUGAAUUAGGUCCUAUCAAAGUUCCAUUAAUAUAACUUAAUCUUAAUGAUAAUAAGAUUGAAAAAAUGGAUACCUUUGAUGGUAAUCCUAAAUUAAGGUAAUUUUUCUUGAAGAGAAAUAAAAUUGCUGCCUUAACUUAAUUUUAAAAUUUACCUGAGUUGAAAGAACUUAAAUUAAGCGAAAAUAAAAUCAAGGCUAUUCAAGGCGUUGAAUUAUUGACUUCUAUUCAAAUUUUAUAAUUAAGAAAAAACUUGGUAUUAAUAUAUGACUAAUAUAGAUUGAAGGAUUUGAUGAAACAUUCCCAGUUUUGGAAAACAUUGUUCAUUUUGAUAUUAGAGAAAACAAAAUAGAUAAAUUUGAUGAAAUAAGCAAAUUGCAAACUUUACCGAAUUUAAAAAGGCUUCUAUACAAAGGUAACCCUUUUGAAUCAAAAAGUCCAAAUUAUCUAUUGGAUACAAUUAAUUAAAUGGUUAGAUUAGAGAAAAUAAAUAAUAUCUUUGUGACAAAGUAGCUAAAAGAAAAAGCAUUUUCAUUUGCAAAAGACAAAUAUGACAGAGAGGUAGAGUAAAAGAGACUUUAAGAAGAAGAAGAGAGAGCAAAAGAAGCAGCCCUUGCAGCAUAAUAGGAAUAAUGAUAUUGUAUAAAUUUAAAUUAUAA